This is a messenger RNA of Plasmodium inui San Antonio 1, 4512 nucleotides long. Its product is annotated as CMGC/CDK protein kinase. The transcript is spliced from 2 exons. Gene Ontology annotation, biological process: positive regulation of transcription elongation by RNA polymerase II; protein phosphorylation. Gene Ontology annotation, cellular component: cyclin-dependent protein kinase holoenzyme complex; nucleus. Gene Ontology annotation, molecular function: ATP binding; RNA polymerase II CTD heptapeptide repeat kinase activity; cyclin-dependent protein serine/threonine kinase activity. The record is from RefSeq and is a predicted model, not a curated record. Lineage: Eukaryota; Apicomplexa; Aconoidasida; Haemosporida; Plasmodiidae. Bases 1 to 4512 code for a protein of 1503 amino acids.
AUGAGCCAACAGAGCGAUCAGCACGCAGGUCCAAAGGGAAGAAGUCGAGAUCGAAGGAGGGAUCUGUUCCUCGAAAUUUUCAGGGGGGGGCCAGGAACGCACUUCUGUUCCGGCAAGAAAAAUUUCUUCCUAGAAACGAAUACCCUAGAGUUAGACAUAAAAAAGGAGUUUCUAAAAAAUGUCGAUUGUCCAUCGUCCUUUCUGUCCAAAAUUCCUCUUUUCAAAAAAAAACUUAUUAAUGAUUUUUUUAUUUUCAAAAAGGAAGAAAUUAAAAAACGAUUAUGGCAAAGUUACGAAGAGGUCAUAGACAACUUGAGGGACGAAGAUGUGAGGGAAGUAUUUAACAAGAUAAAUGAAUUUACGUCAAGGGAAAAGGAAAAUGAAGAAUUGUUCCUGCGUUAUUUGCACGAGUUUGGGAAGGGUACCAUGCGGGGAAGUACAAAGGGGGCGAAUAAGAAGAAGAAGGGGAAAGAAAAAGAGGAGAUGAAGGGGAAGGAAAAGGAGAAGGAAAAGGAGAAAGAGAUGGAAAAGGAGAAGGAGACGAAGAAGGAACCCCCCCCCCGUUUGGCGACUUCACCAGAGCAGGCGGGAACGUCUACCCCUCCCUGCCAGAAGUGUAACUGCCCUGGGAGAGGUGAAACCAAAUGUGAUGACUCAGAGAAAAGCGAAGUAGCACCACUCGGAGGCCCACCUAAUGUAGACCCACAGAACAUACUCGCCAAAAUUAUGCACUCAAAUAAGGACGGACAAAAAAAUGUUAAAAAAAUUAGUAGAAGGUUGGACGACUUGUGGGAUAUGUAUAUGACAAGCACCUUUCGAAAUUGGCAGAUGGGUCAGCGUGAGGAUGUAACGACAGAGAUUUUGCAGAAGAUUGUGCAGAAGGGGUGCCAGGAAAUCGAUUUUUUGGAGGGCUCCAAGAGAGUUCGCAUGGGUAAACUUUCCAGGGUGUUGAGGAAGAAGGGGAUAAGCCGCAGGGGGAGGGAUAUAACUGGUGGCACACGCGGAGGGAGAUACAACAGACGAGAUGAUCGAACCAAUGCUGCCGAGGCCAACCGAAGGGGAAGUACCAUGUGUUCCAGUUCGAUGGACACGGGCGUCACCAAGCAGAUUAGCUCGACAAACCCGAUUAACCCGACCAACCCGACCAAUCCGAUUAACCCUACGAACCGGAUCCCCCCCAUGGGUGGUGGCUGCCACGCACUUAGCGCACUCUCCAGUGGUGCGAAUAAUUUCGCUAACGUACCCAGUAGGGCGGCGUCCAACAGCAGGAACAGCCUCUUCGGAAGCAGGGCUCCCAGCAGUAAGGACAACCAAGGGGAACGCGCAAGCGCCAUUGUGGGAAAACCCAACCAAGCGCAAAGCCUCAAAAAAGAAACAAGCUUCACCCGUUUAGGGGCCAAGGGAAGAGUGGUCAAGCCCACUGGCACGAAGAGGCUUGGCAAGAAAGGCUGCAGUGGUGUCGCACCCCCCAUCGGUGUAGCACCCCCCAUCGGUGUAGCCGAUGAACCCCGUUCAAGCAAGGCCGGUCGUAGCUCCGUGCCACCAAAGAAACCCCGCACUUCGGAUACCUCUCACACGCCGAGCUCCACCCUGGCGUCGUAUUUGCUCAACCCGCACGAUCUGACAGAGACGAACAGUCCCGAUAAGCCACACCACGUCAACUACACGGGUGCCGGCCUGUGCAGCGGGGACAGGAAAGAAGGUAUCGUUACGAAGCUUUCCCGAGACAGCAUUAUUCGAAUCAGGAAAGAAAUUUCGAGAAAGGCAAAGCUAAGGAGUGCCAAAAUAGAAACAAAGAAAUGUGGACAAGGUGUUCACGAAAUAUUAAUCAAUUCACUUAAAGGAGAGAUAAAAAUGAAGGUAAAAAAUUUUGUGAAAGUACACCAAGUAGGUCAGGGAGCAUAUGGAGAUGUGUGGAUGGCAGAAGAUAUUACAAACAAUAGGAGGGUAGCCUUGAAGAAAUUAAAAAUAAAUGGAAACAAAGAGGGACUAGCCAAAACGUAUAUAAGAGAAAUCUCCAUUUUGAAUUCCUUAAAGCAUAAAAAUAUUGUGGAGUUAAUGGGGGUGGUUUACACCAAAGUACCCCCCAGUGAGGACUUCCCGACGUUACCCUGUGACCCCAGCACGUCGGAGCGGUUACACCAGCUGCAUCAAUUGAAGCAAUUCAAGCAAGUGCAGCGGAGGGCCUCCUCUAAGUUAGUGCGCGGCGGAGUAAGGCGGUCCUCGUCCCGCACGUCGUUCGCCAGGUCAGUUUCCCCCUUGGGAGAAGCCGUUGCCCCUUUAUACAGAUCAUCAUCCCGCUCAUCGUCACCCUCCAGCGCAUCGUCGUCGUAUUCCUCCUCCAUGGCUUCUUCCUCUUCUUCCUUGUCUUCAUUCUGCAAAAAGGUCGAGGCGAACACGUCCAUUUGGAUGGUUUUCGAGUAUGUGCCGUUCGACCUAUCAGGGUACAGCGAGCUGCUGAGGGAUGAGCGAGCCCAGAAGGAAAGAUAUAAAAACGGAAAUCUCUUCACCAUAGGAGAGGUGAAGAACAUUUUCCUGCAGCUACUCAGAGCAUUAAAUUAUUGUCACAGAAAUAACAUAAUCCACCGGGAUGUCAAAAUAGCCAAUUUGCUAAUUGAUAAAAAUGGAAUCUUAAAGCUAGCCGAUUUUGGUCUAGCCCGAUUCCACGCAGAUGGAACUGCCUCAAAUAUGACGAACCGAGUGAUCACACUUUGGUACAGACCUCCAGAAUUGCUACUCGGAUCGAAUCACUACACCUCGUCAGUCGACAUGUGGAGCUGUGGGUGUGUAUUAGCCGAACUACUUACGAGUAACCCCAUCUUCUCAGCAGAAAACGAAACAGACAUCCUAAAAAUGAUUGUUAAUAAAAUAGGAGCCCCAAACAAUAAGGACAUUAAGUUCCUAAAGCAUCUACCCAAUUGGAAUAUCCCAAGCUUAAAUCCGGUGCAUCCAAAUAACUUAAACAGGAUGAAUCUAAAUAAAAAGAACGAAGUAGAAAAUGCAAUUAGAAGCAUACCAGGAGUAGGAGACGUAGGACUAGAUCUCAUAAAGAAUCUCCUAAAAUGGAAUCCCUUUGAUAGAUUGUCCGCCCUCCAGGCAAUGCAACACCCAUGGUUCACCAGCAACCCUUUACCAGAAAAAAUAAACGAACGAAAUAAUAUAAAAGCUGCUCAUAGCUUCAUGACAAAAAAUUUUAAAAAGAGAGACACUUCAAAAUUAAACUACAGAAAGAUUCAGGAAAAUUUUAGAUUCAUUAAUGUAGGGAGUUAUAGGAAGGCUGUUUUUUACAGUCGAUAUGGCGAGGUGCUCCUGCGGUCCGCUGCUGCUGCUGCGUCAGCCGGACGGCGACACCCCCCGGUACCACCAACGGCGGAGCAGAACCAAGAGAACAAAGGAGUGGCCAACAAAAGAAACGCAGAAAAGGUGCAAACUGUAACGGAGACAAACAAACAGACACAACAUCACGCGAAUGGCAGAGAAAGACGCAGAAGGGAGGCAACACCCCCCCACAGAUAUAACCGUGAUGCGGUAACACAUUCAAGUAGGACUGAGCUAAGUGGACGGGCUCCCCGCGGUGACGCUUUUAAAAAAUUUGAUCAUCGCCACGCAGCUGUAGAGAGGAAAAAACGGCCCUUAAAAGAUCGCGAAAGGGUAGCAGAUUGGAAGCAGAAAAAAGGGAACAAUUAUAAAGGGAAGGAACAGGACAUGGAGGAGGAUCGUGGGCGAUACGGUCAAUAUGGAACUCAUCGGGAUGGUAGCUUCCGCGGAGACACCCAAUGGAGACGAGAGGAGAGCUCUGAAAGGAGCAGGUAUUCGUCCAUCCGGGAGGGUGGGUACCAUAAUCAUAGUUACCGCGGAAGGGUCGGCAGAAUCAGGGACAGCAAAAGUAGGGUGGAGAGGAGCAUACACGAUAGGAGUAGGGAAAGGGAGUGGUACAAGAGAGACUACGCAGAAAGGGACAGAGAGAUGGGUAGAGAGAGGGACAGGAAAAGAGACAGGGAACGAGAAAGGGAGUGGGAGCGCGACAAGCGCAGGGACACGGGAAGGGAAUUAGGAAGGGGAAGAGAACAGGAGAGGGAGCGAGAUAGAGAGAGGGACUGGGAAAGGGAGCGAGAUAGAGAGAGGGACUGGGAAAGGGAGCGAGAUAGAGAGAGGGACUGGGAAAGGGAGCGAGAUAGAGAGAGGGACUGGGAAAGGGAUAGAGAUCGGGAUAGAGAUCGGGAUAGAGAUCGGGAUAGAGAUCGGGAUAGAGAUCGAGAUAGAGAUCGGAAUAGAGAUCGAAAUAGAGAUCGAGAUAGAGCUAGAGAUCAAGACCGAGAAAGAGAUCAAGACCGAGAAAGAGAACGAGACCGAGAAAGAGAACGAGACCAAGACCGACAUAGAGAACGAAAACCGCAUAAACGGAGAAGCAGAGACAACCCAAACAGAAACGAAGGGCACGAACUGAAGGAACAGAAAAAACACAAGCUGGAUGCAGAGGAUGCCAAGCAGGAGCGAAAAAGAAAGCUAUAA